Myripristis murdjan (pinecone soldierfish) is the source of this 2382-nucleotide messenger RNA. RefSeq names its product protocadherin alpha-3-like. Gene Ontology annotation, biological process: homophilic cell-cell adhesion. Gene Ontology annotation, molecular function: calcium ion binding. Gene Ontology annotation, cellular component: plasma membrane. The coding region runs from base 1 to 2382 and encodes 793 amino acids. Lineage: Eukaryota; Metazoa; Chordata; Actinopteri; Holocentriformes; Holocentridae. The transcript is spliced from 2 exons. The record is from RefSeq and is a predicted model, not a curated record.
AUGGAACAAAGAGGAUACGAGGCACCGAGGCUGAGGCAGCGGUGUAUCGCCUUCGCGGUUGGUUUAGUUUUGAUGAGUGUGGCCUCGGCGCAGAUCAGAUAUUCCAUCUUUGAGGAAGUUAAAGAAGGAACUGUCGUUGGGAAUAUAGUAAAAGACCUGGGAUUAGAUAGGAGCACUCUCAAAGACAGGAAGUAUCGGAUUGUUUCUACUUCUACGGAUCCCUUUUUCCAUGUAAAUCAGAAGGAUGGCAUCUUAUAUGUUAGCCGAAAGAUUGAUAGGGAAGAGGUAUGCGAACGGAGCAGUACGUGUUUAAUUAACGUGAAAACCGUGCUAGAAAAUCCACUUGAGGUACAUUAUGUUGGGGUGGAAGUGCUGGAUGUAAAUGACCACUCUCCGAGCUUCCCGGAGAAAGAAAAAAGGUUAGAUAUUUCAGAGUCUGUGUUACCUGGAGCUCGCUUUCAGCUGCAAGCUUCACGAGAUCCAGAUGGUGGUCAUUUUUCUGUUCAGCACUAUAAACUUAGCGACAACGAUCAUUUCCGUUUGGAAGUUAAAGAUAAGGGAGAAGAUGGGAAAGUACCAAUAUUAGUGUUGCAAAAGUCUUUAGAUAGGGAAGUUGUGAGCAGCCACUCUUUAAUUCUGACAGCAUUUGAUGAGGGAAAGCCUCCAAAAUCUGGAGAAAUGAACAUUCGAGUAGAUGUGUUGGAUGUUAAUGAUAACACACCCAUUUUCUCUAAAGAUGCUUACUCUGUGAUGCUCGAUGAAAAUGCCCCAGUAGGGACAACAGUGAUACAAGUGAACGCAACUGAUUUGGAUGACGGUCCGAACGGAGAAGUGAUGUACUCAUUUGGAAACAGUGUGAAUCAAAAAUUAUUCAAGCUUUUUGAAAUAAACUCAUCAACUGGAGAAAUAAUUGUGAAAGGUCUUAUAGACUAUGAACACAAGGACAAAUAUGAAAUUGAAAUUCAGGCAUCUGAUAAAGGUCUUGCUCCCCUGACUACAGAAAAAAGUGUCAUUAUCAAGAUAGUUGACGUGAAUGAUAAUGCUCCUGAAAUCGAAGUUACUUCGUUUUCCAGCUCUAUCCCAGAAGAUUCCAGACCUGGAACAACCGUUGCCCUUAUUAGUAUAAGUGAUUUUGAUUCUGGCCUCAAUGGAAAAGUAGUUUGCUAUAUAAGUGAGGAUGUUCCUUUCUCUUUAUCACCAUUGUUACAAGCAAACAUGUAUUCAUUAGUAACCAAAUCGCCUCUCGACAGAGAGAAACAGACCCAGUAUGUCUUAACAAUUCUUGCGGAAGAUUCUGGGCAGCCAUCAUUAUCAUCUGAAAAGACAAUAAGCGUCGUGAUAUCAGAUGUUAACGAUAAUAUUCCAGAGUUUUCACAUAGCCCUUAUACUUAUUAUGUCAAUGAAAAUAAUGCCCCUGGAGCCUCUGUGUUUUCAGUGAGGGCCUCUGAUCGAGAUGAGAAUGAUAAUGCUCUUAUUUCAUAUCGCAUUUUGAGAGAUGCAGGUGAAGACAGCAAACUGACUUCAUUUCUUAAUAUCAACCCUGAAAAUGGAGAUAUCCUGGCACUUAAAAGUUUUGACUUUGAGACACUGAAAACCUUCCAGUUCCAAGUUGUUGCCACAGACUCUGGAACUCCAUCACUGAGCAGCAACGUCACAGUGAACGUGUUCAUUCUGGAUCAGAACGACAACGCCCCAGUCAUCUUGUAUCCGGUGAGCGCGAACGGUUCUGCUGAAGGUGUGGAGGAGAUGCCUCGCAAUGUGAACGCAGGCCAUCUGGUGACUAAAGUGAGAGCCUAUGAUCCAGAUAUAGGAUACAACGGUUGGUUGUUAUUUUCACUGCAGGAAGUGAGUGACCACAGUCUGUUUGGUUUGGACCGCUAUACAGGACAGAUAAGAACACUUCGCUCAUUCACAGAGACAGACGAGGCAUAUCAUAAACUGGUCAUACUGGUGAAAGACAAUGGGAACAUUUCACUGUCAGCAACAGCCACUGUUAUUGUCAAGGCUGUGGAGCCCAAAGAGGCUUUUGCAGCGUCUGAUAUUAAAAGUGCAGCAAAAGAUGAGGAGGAAAGUAAUGUUACAUUUUAUUUGAUAAUAACUUUGGGCUCAGUUUCAGCACUUUUUCUCAUCAGUAUCUCCGUAUUGAUUGUAAUGCAGUGCUCCAAACCUUCUGACUAUUCAUCAAAGUAUCUAAAGGACACGAAUUAUGACGGGACGCUGUGCCACAGCAUCCAGUACAGAUCUGGAGACAAACGGUACAUGUUAGUUGGACCCAGAAUGAGUAUAGGAUCUACAAUUGUCCCGGGCAGCAAUGCGAAUACUCUCGUUCUCCCGGACAGGAGACAAACAUUUGGAGAGGUAAGAACUGUUAAAUAUCAGUGA